AUGGAAGAACAGGAGGUCAGUGACGGGCCUCCAGCCCAGACGACCAAUCAUGCCAGUCCCAUCGAUGACGAAAGAUUCAAAAUAUCAUCAUUACCUGCGGUGCUGGAAACGAAGACAAAGUCAGAUUUGCAGAAGCUCCCCUCCACUCUACCGCCCAAGGCCACGGAAAAUACUCGUCUUGACUUGGAAGCUGGCUCACAGCAAGAUGAGCAGGCCAUGAGCGUUCCUCGAGGUUCAAGAAGAGGUCUCUUCGCCUCUGUAACGAUUCUUGCCGAAAUCCACAACCCAUAUCUCUAUUCAAGGAGCAGGAAAUGGUUCAUCACGUUUGUGGUUGCCUUUGCUGCGGCAGCAACCUCACUUGGGAGCGCCAUUAUCUAUCCCGCCCUGGCUGAUACAGCCCGCGACCUCCAUGCGAGUCCCACGGUGACCAACCUGUCCGUCGCUCUGUACAUGCUCAGCAUUUCUUUUUGCCCGCUCUGGUGGUCAACAUUGAGCGAGACGGCUGGCCGCCGGACGACAUAUCUUGUUUCGUUGUUCUUCUUUGUGCUCUUUGCAAUCCUAUCGGCCACAGCUAAGUCGAUUGGUGUUUUUGUUGCAAUGCGUAUGUUGUCUGGUGGCGCUGGUGCAUCCGUUCAGGCAGUUGGGGCCGGGACUUUGGCCGACAUCUGGGAACCUUUUGAAAGAGGCAAAGCCAUGGGUCGUUUCUAUCUAGGCCCCUUGUGUGGGCCGCUCCUUGCUCCUAUAAUCGGAGGAUUCCUGGCUGCCCGCUGGGGCUGGAGGAGCACUCAAUGGUUUCUAGUCAUCUAUGGUGGAAUUAGUCUUGUCUUUCUUCUCUUUGCGCUCCCCGAGACAGUCAGGGUGCACGAGGACCCUCAAGCCGAGGGUACUUCAGAGGGGCACAUGAUACCAGUCGCCUCAAGAGCCCGGUCUCGCGGGCAAAGAUUGCUUGGCUUGUCUCGCCAGGUAUUGCUCGACCCGUUGAAGAUGGUCAUGCUGCUCCGGCACCUUCCAAUCCUCCUUACCGCUUAUUGGGCAUCGCUCGCCUUCGGCACAUUAUACAUUGUCAACAUUUCUGUUCAAGAUGCCUUCGCUAAACCUCCUUACAACUUCUCUGUGUCCAAAGUCGGUCUGACAUACAUCCCCGCGGGCGUUGGGUUUAUGGUCUCAGCCCUCUUCGCCGGAAGAUGGGCCGAUUAUGUCAUGGCGAGACAAGCAAAGAGAAAGAACAGGUAUGAUGAACGCGGCAAGUUGCUUUUGCGACCUGAGGAUCGUAUGAUGGAGAAUGCUUGGCUUGCUGCCAUUGCCUUUCCUGUAGCCUUGCUGUGGUAUGGCUGGAGCGCCGACCAGGGAGUUUUCUGGGUAGUACCGUUACUUGCUACCCUGAUUUUCGGCCUUUCUGCAAUGCUCAUCUUCGGCCUAGCUGUGACGAUGCUGACCGAGUUCGUUCCUCGCAAGCCCAGUAAUGGCGUCGCUGUGGCCAACUUCCUCCGCAACAUCUUUUCCUGCAUUGGUACUAUUCUAGGGGAUCCGUUGAUUCGCGCCGAAGGAACAGGAUGGAUGUUCACAGGGUUGGCAAUCCUCGUUAGCACGGGUAUCUUGGUUAUUUGGUGGAUGAGAGCGAAAGGUGCCAAAUGGCGCGUAGAAAAUGAAGGCAAAGUUGGAUAA
This is a messenger RNA of Exophiala spinifera, 1665 nucleotides long. RefSeq lists its product as uncharacterized. Gene Ontology annotation, biological process: intracellular polyamine homeostasis; transmembrane transport. The record is from RefSeq and is a predicted model, not a curated record. NCBI's taxonomy places the organism in Eukaryota, Fungi, Ascomycota, Eurotiomycetes, Chaetothyriales, Herpotrichiellaceae. The coding region runs from base 1 to 1665 and encodes 554 amino acids. The transcript is spliced from 4 exons. Gene Ontology annotation, molecular function: polyamine transmembrane transporter activity.